Molecule: messenger RNA, 888 nt
Organism: Seminavis robusta
Lineage: Eukaryota; Bacillariophyta; Bacillariophyceae; Naviculales; Naviculaceae
Source: the annotation of a GenBank genome assembly
ACUGGAUCUACAACUGCCAGUCCAACUGGAACCUCCACAACUGGCAGCCCUACCGCUUCCAAGGUUUGCUACCCCGAAGUUAUCCUGGAAGAAGAGGACUUUGAGGACAAUGAAUCAUCCGAUUCGUGGGUUGGCGGCACUCUUUACGACAGCGAAGUGGGCUCUCAGCUCCUGGGCUUGUUGGGACAAGGCAACAGCGAAGUCUCCAAAGAGUUUGACAUCCCCUUGUUGUCGGAUGGAUCCCAACCAACAGAGGCAAGCUCCGUUACGGUUGAGUUUACUCUGUACCAGGUCGGUGACUGGAGUCCGACUGAUAGUGUCUUUGUGCAGGUCAAUGAUGUGAGAAUUGAGCUCGGAGACAUGGACGAUGGAAGUGACAGCGAGCCCGAUUCAGGAGAAGAGGGAGGAAUUACCUGGGAGCGCACUACUACCCAGCAGGGAAUCAGUGUCAUUGACGAGGACAGCAACGAAGAGAACCCAACGGACAAGAAGCACGUUGUGCUGCUGACCAUUCCCUCUGAUGUCUUGGAGGACAACAAAUUGACAUUGGAGUUCCGAACCUUGACAUCCAAUCCAAUCUCCGAGCAGAGUUCUGGAAUUGAUGACUUGGUGAUCACUGGUUUCUACGUCUGUGAGAAGACACUGUCCCCAUCAGCCGUCACUGCCAGUCCAACCGGAACCUCCACCACAAGCAGCCCACCGGAACCCUCCACUACACCCGGACCAACCUCCGGCCACUGCAACUCCUGGUCCCACACCCACUACAACAACUCCUGGACACCCCUGGCUCUACAACUUGCCAGUCCAACUGGAACCUCCACAACUGGCAGCACCUACCGCUUCCAAGGUUUGCUACCCCGAAGUUAUCACUGGAAGAAGAGACUUUGA